Molecule: messenger RNA, 726 nt
Organism: Lingula anatina
Lineage: Eukaryota; Metazoa; Brachiopoda; Lingulata; Lingulida; Lingulidae
Product: testis-specific serine/threonine-protein kinase 5
Biological process (GO): protein phosphorylation
Cellular component (GO): nucleus
Molecular function (GO): protein kinase activity; ATP binding
Source: RefSeq, a predicted model, not a curated record
UGAAGAGACGUUUACGUCAAGUACUGCGUGGAAUUUCUAGCAAAAUGACUGAUUUUAUAGACUGGGAAUCUUUGCCUUAUUCCCGUGCAGGAGAUUUAAAACACCGGAAUCCAUACGAAAUGAAGAAAGGGAGAUUAGCUCCCAUUUGGACAACAGGGCAUGAAACAUGGGAGCAUUCCAAAAAUGAAAUCGUUGGUAUCAUCAACAAUGGUUUCCAUUAUAGAGGAACACUUCAUAAAGAUACAUAUUUCAAAGUGAUCAAAGCUGACAUGAUGAGCCAUCUGCUGUUAAACAAUUGGGAAGACGAUCAUUUUCGCAUCCUGAGUGAUUUCUGUGGCCACACAGAAGUUGCUAUAAAGAUUGUAAACAAGAGGCUUGCACCCACAGAGUACUGGGCUGAUGUGCUACCCAGAGAACUACAAGGACAUCAAGUUCUGUCUACCAGCAGCAGUUUUUUACAGUUUUAUAAGACAUUUGGCAACAAGGACUACCUUUACAUAGUGACAGAAUUCUGUGAUGGUGGUAGUUUGAAUAAACUGGUGCCAAAUGUGGAUAAUGUGAAAAAAACAAAUUUGUCCAAAUUAGGCCUAGAUGAACCAAAGGCAAAGUCUAUUUUUUCGCAAGUCUGCACUGCUGUUAAUACUCUGCACAUCAGUGGGAUAAUCCACAGAAAUAUAACAAUGGGAAAUAUUCUACUUGAUUCAUUUGAAGAAAUUAGAGUCAAAG